Molecule: messenger RNA, 969 nt
Organism: Triticum turgidum subsp. durum (durum wheat)
Lineage: Eukaryota; Viridiplantae; Streptophyta; Magnoliopsida; Poales; Poaceae
Source: the annotation of a GenBank genome assembly
AUGGCGAUGGCGACGCACACGGGGGUCGCCGCCUCCAAGGUCCUCAUCCUCGUCGGCGCAGGCCUGACGGGAUCGAUCGUGCUUCGGAAUGGCCGCUUGUCGGAUGUAUUGGCGGAGCUCCAGGAGCUCAUGAAGGGCGUAAAUCAAGGAGAAGGCUCGAGCGCAUAUGACAUGGCUCUUAUCCAAGCUCAGAUUCGGCAUUUAGCCCAAGAAGUCAGAGAUUUAACUUUGUCAAAGCCCAUUACCAUAUUGAGCGGCAAAUCGGACUCGGGAGGCAGUUUAUCGUCCUACAUACUGCCAGCAGCUGCAGUUGGAGCAUUAGGUUAUUGCUAUAUGUGGUGUAAGGGAUGGUCCUUGUCAGAUGUCAUGUUUGUCACAAAACGCAAUAUGGCCAGUGCUGUCGAUAGCAUGUCGAAGCAAUUGGAGCAAGUUUCAUCAGCACUAGCAGCAACCAAAAGACAUCUAACAAAACGCCUUGAGAAUUUGGAUGGCAAAAUGGACGAACAAGUGGAGGUCUCCAAACAAAUACGGAAUGAGGUCACUGAUGUUAAAACUGAUCUGUCCCAAAUUGGCUUUGACGUUGAAGCAAUUCAACAGAUGGUAGCUGGACUGGAAGAGAAGAUUGAGUUGCUUGACAAUAAACAGGAUGCGGCUAAUGCUGGUAUAUGGUAUCUCUGCCGAAUGGCAGGAGGUAUAAAAGAGGGAAGAAAUGCCAAGUUUUUCCAAGAAGCGGAUGAAAAACUCAAGCUCUUGGACCUGGCUCAUACUGAAAAGAAGCCGGUGAAGGGUCUGGAGUUAUUUCUGGAGAGCACCAAGGAAGUCAAGGCACUCGACUCCAAGCCUAAGACCAUCGUGCAGAUUGAUGCCAAGAAACCGAUGAAGGCGUUCGACGUGCCUGUGAAGAGCGCUGCGGUGCACAGGUCAAACAGGUUCUGCUUGAUUUGUUUGGUAGAAAAUAUAGAAGAAUAA